Molecule: messenger RNA, 933 nt
Organism: Arabidopsis lyrata subsp. lyrata
Lineage: Eukaryota; Viridiplantae; Streptophyta; Magnoliopsida; Brassicales; Brassicaceae
Product: defensin-like protein 290
Exons: 2
Coding region: 574-882 (102 amino acids)
Source: RefSeq, a predicted model, not a curated record
UUUUUUUUUGAAUAAUGAAAAUGAAAAAUAUAGGACUCACGUGUCUGAAAAUAGAACAAGAAUAUCUUACAAAUGAUAAAAAAAAAAAAUGAGGAACAUUGAGAACAUGACAUUCCUACUCAUUUUUUUCCUCAAAAUUGGUUACGAGUUGGAGCCUGUCUAUGCAAUAAAAGUAAAAAUUUGUUCUUUUUUUGAACCUUAUCUAGUUUGGUGAGAAUAUGUUUGUUAUAUGAUUCCAAAUGAAAAAGAUGAAUCGUGUGGACCUUAUACAUACUAUACAUCAAUAUUAGUUCUAUUUAUGGUUCAAAAUUAGGAAUAAGAAGGAAUUAUAUCAAAAUUACUUUAAAUAGUAAAACAAUUUAGGAAUGUAAAUUCCUCCUAAUUUGUUUCCUUAGUAACAUCACCAAUUAUAGCAAAAAAAAUCUUAUUUGUCAAAGUCGUCCUAUGCGUUAAAUAAAUUGCCAUUUUUAUGCUCCAAGACACAAUAUUUAAGCAUCGAAAUCACCAUGUAAUAAUAUCAAAAACGUGUUUAUAAACUCUAAACCAUAAACUGAGCAUCCUCAUAUCAAAAACAUGGCGGCACUGAAAACAACAAUCCUCAUCAUUUUCGGCUUCUAUCUCUCAUGUAUGUUGUUGGUGGGUAUCUUUGGAGUUCAAGUCGAAUCAUGUAGGACAGAUGAAGAGUGUAGGUUGCUAUGUUCAGAUGAAGGUGCGGAAUGUAUUCUUAGAGUGUGCAAUUGUUCGAAACUAAAAGUUGAGACUGAACCGACCAAGGCGAAAAGAUGCAAGACUGAUCGUGAUUGUCCUGUUUCUCAUCCAUGCCCUAAAGAUUAUUAUUAUGCUUGCCUUAAUAAUGGAGAAUGUACUUGUAUCGCUGUUUAAAAAACUUUAAAGCGUUAUUGUUCUGAUUCUCAUCAAUGCCCUCUAUUAUAA